UGCGCCAUACAUUUUGCAAAUUUACCUCAGAACCGACGUCUUUAAAGUACGCACCGGCCGGUCAGAAAUCCUCGGUGGCAUAAUGAGGUUUUGUCUUUGCGUUUAAAAAGAAAAGUUUUGACAGUUGACAGUUGAUGUGCGCGGGAAAAAUGGUUCGGUUUUCUAUGUGAAAACUUUUGAGUUCUUUAGUUUUUUUAACACAAUGGUCUAAUAAAGUGGUUAAAUUAUGGGAGUGUGGACAAUUUUGUUUGUAGAAAUGACUUUUGUUUUAAUUUUAUGCUCCAUUUUGCUGGCUGGAGGAGCUCAAACAUUAACUAUUGAUUCGCAACUAGGGACCUCCAUUGAAGACUGCUUUGAAAGAAUAUCAAUUGGUGAACAACUACCUUACAGCGCCAUCUAUCGUAACGUUUCGGAACUGACUACUAGAGAGUGCGAGCAGAUCUGCAAACAAGACAAGCAGUGCCAGAUCUAUGAUUACGGGGUCGGCGCUAAAGGCAACGCAACAUGCAAUCUCAGCAAACUAUCCGAUAAAGAAUUAAAAGACUUAAAACUUAGGAAGCAUCCCGACUACGACAUUUUCACACGUCGAAUUCAAUGCGAACAGUCUCCCCCCUCCCCCCAACCCCAGUACGACGAGCCAUUAGACCCAUCAGCUGUUAACAAUGACGGACCAGUCCAUAGACCCGUCUUCAGACCAGUCGAAGAUGAGCCAAGAAGGCCGGAAGACCAACAUCCUUUAGCCGAUGACAUACAAAGACCUCAUGGAGUGAGGCCAUACGAUGCCGUCAGGCCUGGGAGACCACAUAAUGAUUACUAUAAACCCUACAGCCAAAGACCUCAGCCGUAUCCGGUUAACAACCACUUAGAUGAUAGACCAGAUGAUUAUGGAAACCAGAAACCAGAUUUGGAUCAAAAUUUAGGGUAUGGACCGCACAGACCUCAGGAUAUUCCGUUUCAGCCAGAACGGCCUCUAAGACCACCACCUCCGAUGCAUGAUUUAAGACCCAAACCUGAUCCUUAUGACGUUUUAAACUUUCAAGACCCAUAUAUUAGACCUCCAGGUCAUCGACCAGGGCUAUGGCGACCAGAUCCGUACUUUCCACCAUCACCUGAAGACGAUAUUCAUGACAUUUAUGGACCAAAACCACCAAGGCCUAAUGACUUCCCAGAUAGACCAUUAAGACCUAUCGAAGAGAAACCAGAAUACCAUUACAUUGUGAGGCCGAAUAGGAGACCACCUAUUCCAAGACCCCAGGAAGAAUUUGGAUAUAGACCUAUGAUGCCGUACGGAGGGUAUCCUCCUCCUAAUUUUGAUUCUGGCUACGGUCAAAAUGAUCCAAGGCCUCCAAUGAGACCUAUUGGGCCUCCUAGCCCACCUGUACGACCGGGCAUAAUAUCAUCAUACGAUGACUUCCAUAAUCAACCAGCACGACCUAGCUAUAACUACAACAGUCAAUACGCAAGUGGUUACGGUCAAAAUUCGCACUACGACCAGGGAAAUUCUAUAUAUUUGCAAAUACGGGAUCCACCUCCUAGGCCUCAUAAACCAGUAGAAAAGCCGUUAGCUGAUAAACCAAGUUCAGGGUAUGGUGGUCAAAAUGGUUAUGGGAGCCCCCCGCAAGAUAAUUAUGGACAAGGAAGUCACAGUCAUUAUGGUCAUACUGCUGAACAUUCUCACAACCAUUAUGUAGCGUCAAGCCAAAGUAGUGGUGGAUAUGGACAAGAGAUCACACACAAUUCUGGGUACGGGAACAAUGAUAAUUAUGAUCAUAACCAAUACAAUAGACCACCUCAAGAUCCCAUUGAGUAUCGUCCACCAAAACCGGCUCCCCAAAAACCUUCUUAUGGGAGCCAAAGUACUUAUGGAGAAAAUAGUCAAAAUGAGUAUUUUGGACAAAAUAAUUACGGUGAAAGUUCACAAAACGGCUAUGAGCAAUCGGGAUACAAACCUCAGAAACCUCACGAUCCUUAUGUGAAGCCUUCUGUCGCCCCCCAACAUAGCUAUGGGAAUGCACCUCCUGAAGAAUACGAGAGCUCUUACGGUUCCAGUAAUCAAGGCUAUGGAAGUCAAAAUCCAAUAACUACAAACCAAGGAUCCUAUGGAAGCCAUCAAAUAUCUAGCCAAUCAAGCUAUGGGUCCAGUUCUUAUGGCAGCCAAUCCAGCCAUUACGGACAAAGACCUUCAGACCCCAACUAUGACAGACCAGAUCAACCUUACGGCAACGAACCAGCUUUCGAAGAUGGUGGAUACAAAAACAACCGGCCAACCACCACACUGAAACCAGCUUACACAAAACCACUGAAACCAAAACCUAAACCUGUCUACGGUGAACGACCAGACCCAACAGAAAAACCCGGGUAUGGCAACGCCAAACCUGACAUAGAUGAGCCUGGUUACGGAAAACCCAUUCCAGUAAAUGUUAAACCAUCUUAUGGUAAUCCAAGACCUGUAGACAAACCUUACGAGACUGAAAGACCAGAAAGACCAUUGUAUACAAAUGUCAGUUCAGGUUAUGAUGGUCCAGAUGUGAGGCCAGUGUACGAGUAUGACCUAGAUAGGCCUAUAGAUGUUCCCAGUUACAUAGUGAGGCCUAAUGGCCAAGUGAUAACGUCCAGGCCAGUAGCAGUUGGUGAUUAUGGUGAAAGGGAACCAGCUUACGGUGUUGGGAGGAAUCCUGGACAUCGGGCGAAUUAUGAAGCAUGUUUCCGCCGCGUCCUGGCCGGCAAGAGAGCCCUGCGCAGCCACGUGCGGCGCGUGGUGCCCUGCGAGCAGCUGGAGCAGUGUCGGAGAGAGUGCGCCACGGAGAGGAGCUUCCACUGCGAGAGCUUCAAUUACAAGUUGGACAACUCAUUCCGCGGCAAAGGCCUCUGCGAGCUCAUGACGAAACCCAUCGAAGCCUUCGACUUACAACGAGACUUCGUCGAAGACAAAGACUUCGAUUUCUUCGAACUUGACCGAAACAGCCUUGAACCUGAUUGCCAAGAAACGCUCAGAGGCGCUGGAAUGCUGCAUUCUGGUUACCUCUCUUCAAAGCCAAAUCAUAUACCAGGCCAUGUACCAGGACAUCAGAAAUGGGACAGAUACGAUAAGCCAGAUAAUCGAAUACCAGGACACCAUGAUCGAUUUGAUGGUCAUGUGACAGGAGGUCACAUGGAGUAUGAUAGAGGCUACGAUAGGAGAAGACCAAUGGACCACGGGCAUAGAAGAAAGUAUGGCGACUAUGUUCCUUAUCAAAUUGGCCUAGCCCGAAGCAGUGAAGACGAUGAAUCUUGGGGUCAAUACGGAGGGUCCUACGGAGGUUCUAAGACCUAUUACAAAGACCGAAGUGACUUCCAAACCUCGCUCAACCACUGGCGCCUUAGUACCCCAAAAUACCAUACGACAGAAUACGCUCCAACUGUGCAAGACUUUGACUAUAACAAUCUAGGGAACAGAAAACAUGAAGGCCAUUUUGACUAUGGACAUUGGAGACGAACACAUAGCAAUAGGAGUGAAGAAAGACCAGGGUUGACAUACGGAGAGUCCAAUUACUACAGGCCAAGGCCUACGAAGUAUUAUCCUGUAGAAAGAAGCGAUGAGCCUAAAGAUUGCACUCCAAAGCGACGGCCAGGCAUGUCUCUGGGGUCAGGGGCCAUCAGACGGUCACUACGAGCUCGCAACGUAGUGGCGUGCGAGACCGCUUGCUUCAACGAGAAGGAGUUUAAAUGUGUUUCUUAUAGUUAUCGAUACUCCACAUCCCACGGGUCCGACAACUGCUUCCUGAGCGAGCGUCCGUACCGCGGCGCGGAGCUGGCGUCGGACAGCGACUCGGACGUCUACGCCAUGCCAGUGGACCAGGGCUGCGUCAGCGUCACGCCUAAACCCUGGAUUGAGAGCGAAUGCUUCUGGCACGUGCGUUCAGAAGCCGCAGUGAGUGGUGCAGCGGUGAAGGCGUCGCUGACGGUGGCCGGGCUGGGUGCCUGCGAGGCGGAAUGCAUCCGGGCUAGCGGGUUCUUCUGCAGGGGGUUUAGUUUUAGAUACGACGCUCCAAAAGCCAACGACGAUCUCGAGAACUGCCUCCUAACCUCUUCACCGCCGACCUCACUGGAACCUGACUCGGGCCUGAGCGUCGCUCCAGGUCACGAGAUGUACUCCCGAGGGAACUACGGGAGAGGGUGCGAGCCAGCGCUCUAUGACCAUUCGAGGGAGACUGAGAAACACUGCUACCUUCAAUACGACAAGGCGGCGAAGCUGAUUGGUCCAUCCAUCAAGGGCCACGCCCACGCCAAGGACCAGGAGGACUGCGGCAGAACUUGCACUAAUGCUCCUUUCAAGUGCUUGAGCUACUCGUUUAAUUCAGCUGCAACAGAGGGAGACAACUGCCUCAUGUCAGAAGUGCGUCUCUUCGAUCUGCAACGAGGGGUGGACUACGAGCAUUCACGGGAUGACGCUCUGUUUGCCACCGACUUGUUUAAUACUGAGUGUACACACACGCAUACACUUGACAGUUCCCACGAGCUGCCCCGGCCACUCUCCCCUCCACCUACCGACGACCACCACCACCCCCCGCGCCCCGCGCCCUCCGGGGCCGGGUACCUGCCCACUGGCCCGGUUGGACCGGAGUAUGGUGGUCAUGGUGGUAGACCUUCAGGUCCAUCCUACAUCCCUGACUCCGGCCCGCCCAGCGCGCCAAGCUACAAGCCGACUGGCCUGCCAAGCGGACACUACAAACCCUCUGGUCCGCCAGACCAUUACCCGUCUGGCCCGCCAGAGACCGGCCCCGGGUACAAACCACCAUACCCGCCAGCGUACAAACCGUACCCUUCUGAUCCUAGUGGUCCGAGUUAUCCAGAUUAUAGACCUACUGCGUUGAAACCUGGUUAUCCUGGGGAACCUUAUCUGCCAGGACCUUCGGCUCCAGGAUACAGACCAAGCAGCUAUUUACCUGAGCCAAGCACAGGAUACUCUGGGCCCAGUGGCCCAGCCUACAAGCCAAGCCACACUGGGUCAGAAUACCGACCUGAUCCAGUUCCAAGACCUGGUUAUCCAGGACCAGACUAUAGGCCAGACCCAGUGUUGAAACCUGGCUAUCCAGGACCAGAUUUGCGACCAGACCCAGGGUAUAAACCUGGCUUUGUGCCGUCUAUUCCUUCUGGGCCACCUGCUAGUGGGUAUGGAAGACCUACAGAUGUCAGUGUAAGGCCUGAGAGACCUGGGCCAGGGUAUUUUGGUGAAAGAGAGGAGGGGCCUAUAGCCCAAUCCUGGCGUCACUACACGGUGUCAGGCCUGCCCUGCCGGCGUGGGACGACCUGCGCGCAGAACGCCAUCGGGGGGCACUGGGCUUGCGAGCCUGAAGGGGGGGAGAUUGGUUCCUGGGACUACUGCUGCGCCCCAACCCACCGUUGCGGCUACAGCGAGGGCUUCCACAAGCCGUGGUGCUUCGUCGGCAGAGAGCGGGAGCAGUGGAGGCCCUGCAGCGACAAGUACUAUCCGUACCACCAGCACAGCGGGCCGCACCCUUCACUGCAAGGGGACCGAGGUUUGGGAACCACAAUGUUUUGUGAAGCUAGAAUUAUUAGGGCUAAGUUUGAGGACCCUAAAGUUGUGGCUUAUACCCACCGUUGCGGCUACAGUGAGGGCUUCCACAAGCCGUGGUGCUUCGUCGGCAGAGAGCGGGAGCAGUGGAGGCCCUGCAGCGACAAGUACUACCCGUACCACCAGCACAGCGGGCCGCACCCUUCACUGCAAGCGGACCGAGAGCCAGGUCCAAGGCCAGCCCCCAGCUAUGGACCUCCCCCUGCCCCACCAUCCACUUCGUACGGGAGACCUCCCCACAGCUCCUACCCAGACGCAGGUCCACCUGCUAGAAGACCAGUAGGUCCCCCCGGCCCGUACUUGCCAGAAGCAGAUCGCAGAUAUUGGGACAACCUGUACAGGGAUGGCCCACAGGCCUACUACGAUAAAUACGGAAACCCUUUGCCAGGCUACGUCCGCGUGCCCACAGCCGACCGUCCCCACAUCAAGUACCAGCACAGAUACCCGCCGACUGGAGGCCCGGGCUGGGAGCCCGUGUCCGGCCCUGAUGAUGGACUGGACCCACCUAUGCCGGGGGGGUUGGGGGCACCGAGAUACUGGCCAGUAGCCUACUUGCACAAAGGCCCACCUCCGAACAUGACCUACUUCAGGUUCAACGAAACCCAAAAUAAUAAUAAAGUUAAUAACAACAAUCGAAUCAACCAACAAGAUAAUAGAACCCCAAUAUCACCACCGAAAGAGACUCCAGCACCAGAUUUCAACAAACCCAAAGAUGAAAAAGACAAAAUAGGUGAUAAACCCGAAGGUAGGAAAGAAAAAACAAUCAAUGGCAAAGACAUUUUGAACAUAAACUACGUUGAAAUCAAACCAGGUAAUGCAACUUCUAAUACUACACCUAAAAUCGAAAUCAAAGAAGAAGCAAAAGAUGCAAAAGAUAAUAUUUUGAAAACCAAUAAUUCAGAAGUAGUUAUAUCCCCGCUUAAAGUUGAAGAAAGCGUUGAAGUAAAGGGAUCUAAUGAAAGUGAUGAAAUCAAAGGGAUUGAUGGGAAACUUGAUGACUUUACAGGUUCUCUUGAAGUAAUCGACUUGGAAGAACCUAAGGGAGAUGGAAAACCAUCCGAUUUGAAAACUUUGGAAGCUGAAGAAGCUCAAAUAGCUGCUAUAGGCCGUUUCAUAGCAUCGCAACGCGGUGGUAAACUAGUCCUAGAAAAACGAUCACAGAAAGAAUUAGAAGCUAAAAAAGUUGCCGUCGACGAACAUUUGGUUGAAGAUUUCAACUUCGGUAAUAGAUUUGCUACCUCGGAACGAAAAGGAAAGGUGCAGAAAAUAACAAAAGAAGAGAUUGAAAAAGAACGUGAACUGGCUAAUGACAAGAGUCUAGAAGUAAGUGAAACUACGUUUGUUAGACCACCUAGAGUUUUAAGCACUUUGAAUUCACAGGAUAAUGUCAGAAAAACUAUGGUCAAUGGUAAAGUUUUUUACGAUGCAACAGUACGGGAGCAAAGAGAUCUAUUCCCAACUAAUAACACUAGAAAGAGCCAUAACAGAAGCUCAAAUAUUAGAGCUUUGGAUGAUAUGAAAGCGCCUUCGAUACUUGCGAAUACAACCUAUGGAAAGAAAAAAACUAUAAGGGCUAGAAAUGUGAACCCUGUUAGAAGAGUAAGGAGGAUUUAUAGAAAGAGAUAUAACCCAGAGGAAGUGAGAAGGAGGUUGUUAGAAAGAGAGAGAAGUAUGAAACAAGAUGUCGAUUCUGCUAAACAGAAAGCUUAGAGUGUUCUUUAAUGAUAUUUUAAUAAAACUUAUUUUUUUUUUCUCAAUUUUAUAAGUAAAUAGGCUCUUGAUAGGUAUAAAUGGAUUCGUGGAUAAAAUAUUGUCAGUUUAACUUAAAGAUAAUUUGUUUUUGCGUUAAAUUGACGAUGCGGUUUACUAAUAAAAUAAAAUUAUAAUUAAAUUAGGUACUCUUAAAAUUCGUAAAUUCGAUACACUUAGUUAAGAUUUAUUUCUCAAUUUAUCAUAAGUUAUAUCAUUCUUAAAUAUGAUUAUGGAUAGAUAUAUAAUUAUACAACCUACAAUAAGUUACCAUUAGAGAAUAAGUAGUUUAUUUUUAUAAUCUAACUUACACUGCUAUUUAUAACUGUACUUUUACGGAAUAAAAUAGUAAU
This is a messenger RNA of Plutella xylostella (diamondback moth), 7677 nucleotides long. RefSeq lists its product as uncharacterized. NCBI's taxonomy places the organism in Eukaryota, Metazoa, Arthropoda, Insecta, Lepidoptera, Plutellidae. Gene Ontology annotation, biological process: anatomical structure morphogenesis. The record is from RefSeq and is a predicted model, not a curated record.